AUGUCAUUGUUCUGUUCGAUCUCGGGGCAACCGCCGUUGAAACCGGUGCUGUCGAUCAAGUCGGGCCACGUCUACGAGCGCGAGUUGGUGCUCAAGUACCUGCGCGACAACGAUGGCAAGGACCCCAUCACCGGCCAGCAACUGACCGACGAAGACCUCGUCGAGAUCAAGACGGGUACGUGCACUUCUUACGGUUGAGGGCCAUGAUGGGAACCUGCCAUGCUUGGGGAGUGGCCCUGCAUCUGCCCUGAUCUGGCAGUCGAGGAUUUGCGUCGUCGAGCUGCUUGCCGCUUGCUCAUGGCAGUGCCUGCACUCGAUUCGCACCACUGCACGGUCCAGUUCACCCACCACCAAUUCCACAUGAUCUUCCCUCAGCACUGUACUGAUAAAGUGCUUCUGGCGCCACGUUGCCUUGGCUUCCCACCCCCCAACAGCGCCGGGAGCGCCAUCUGCGCCGCCUCGCCCUCCGACCUUCACCUCGGUCCCCGCGCUGCUGCACACGCUCCAGUCCGAGUGGGAUGCGACCAUGCUCGAAUGCUUGGAGCUGCGUCGUGCCGGCGAGGAAUUGCGACAGGAACUCAGUCACGCCUUGUACAAGGAGGACGCCGCGAUGCGCGUGCUCGCAAGGUUGACACGGGAACGUGACGAGGCCAGGGAGUGGGUGCACACCACUAUUUUCAUUCUUUUCGGAGCGGGUGUCACCGUCUAGAUGACAACGACCGCGUGGCCGAAUCAUGGAUCCUGACCUUGGUCACUUACCCCUCGCCCAACAGAGCGCUCGCGUCGGUCAAGGCGACGCUCGGCCCUGCGUUCUCGAGUGGUGCCGCCAAUGGUGCCGGUGGUGAUGUCGAGAUGGAGGCAUCGAACCAAGCAUCCGAAGCACCCGAGGCCGGCCUACCUGCCGAGGCGGCGCAGAUCGUUCAGGACACCAACAAAGCGUCAGUCCCUCGCGCCGGCGUCCCCGUCCCACUGUCGAAUGUGCUCAUUAGGUAUCACUGGUUAUCCUUCUGCAGUCUUUCCGCUACACGACGAAAGCGAAAGGCCCCCGCCGACUAUGCGACCGCCGAUGCGAUCAAGGCAUAUACGACCACGACCGCGAUCCCGAGUCUGCACACGACCAAGCCCGCCGGACUCUCGGCACUCGCCUUGGCCAAAGAUGCGUCUUUGAUCGUUACCGGAGGGUAAGUGCACAAUCUCGUAUCGAGUCGAGUCUCGAGCUGCGGACCCAUGCUCACUCCGGUGUGUCGCCCGCGUCCCGCGCCUCCAGCCUCGACAAGGCCGUCCAGGUUUACGACCGCUCGACCUCCAAGAUCGUCGCCACGCUCAAGGGCCACACCAAAAAGGUCUCUGCCGUCAUCGCCUCGUCGACGCUGACCGAUGCCGGUCUGCCGACAUUCCUCGUCUCUGGCUCGCUCGACAAGGCCGUUCGCGUCUGGACGCCGAAUGGAGCCAAGACCGUCUAUGGCUCGACGAUCCUCGCGACUGGGGGUGAAGUCAGUGGGCUGUCGCUGCACCCUUCCGGACGACUCGUCGCAUCGGCCUCGUUGGACGGAUCGUGGGCCAUUCACUCGCUCGACGGUGCCAAAGCUUCGACCGUCUUGACCGGGCAACUUCCCGUCGAGGGCGUCUCGAGUACCUCGAUCGCUUUCCACCCCGACGGAGCCAUCUUCGGUCUCGGCUCUUCGGACGGUCAGAUCCGUAUCUUUGACAGCGUCACGGGCAAGAUCGCAGCCACAUUCGACACGACCCUGGGCGAAGCGGUCGUAUCGUUGUCCUUCUCCGAGAACGGUUACACGCUCGCCUCGGCGUCCAAAGGCUCAAACAAGGUGCAAAUCUGGGACCUGCGUAAGCAGACCAACUCAGCCAACGUCGAGCUGCCCGAGGGCGAAGCCACACUCGUCAACCAGGUGCGCUUCGACCCUUCGGCGCAGUAUUUGACCGUCGUCGGCAACGACUUGCGCGUAUUUGCGAACAAGACGUGGGAACCGGUGCUGGUUAAUGAGGAAAACACGAGUGAGAUCACGGGCGUCGAGUGGAGUGCGGACGGGAAGGAGAUCGCGACGAGUAGUCUGGAUCGAUCGGUUAGGUUCCUCGGAACGGCUUGA
Microbotryum saponariae is the source of this 2105-nucleotide messenger RNA. The record is from the annotation of a GenBank genome assembly. NCBI's taxonomy places the organism in Eukaryota, Fungi, Basidiomycota, Microbotryomycetes, Microbotryales, Microbotryaceae.